AUGAUCCGCUGGCUUUUUCUGUUUUCAUCAGCACUUCAAGUUUCUCAUAUAUUGAACGUUGUCACUUCCAUCAACAGUAUCGUUUCCAACAAGAACACACGAAAUGUUCUUUUCAGACAAAUCGGAGUGGAAGGGUCCCCUGCAGGUUGACAUGCCAACAGGCGAAUCUCUUCCGUCAGAAGGAAUCGAAGGACAAUGUUUUUUUAAUAAUCUUCAUUUUUUAGUUUCAAAACCGCUCUUUUUCAGCCGUGGUGCUGACAUUGAUCUCAAGAUUCGCGUACGCGAUCAUAAUCAUAGUUGUCGUCCUUUUCUUGCUGGCCACGUGCGGCUUAUGUAUUUUCUUUUUCAUUCGUGAGGUUUUUCAUCAGAAACAAGCGCCAUCGGAGAAAUUACGAGUUUUGUUCUUUCCAGCAAAAACGGGCUAAGAGAACAAGAGAGCAGAGAGAGCUUGAGCGGUCGAGAUUGUUGAGUCACACUGAAAACGAGGAACAAUCUUUCGAGGUUCUAUUUCAUUCUAUGACGAGGUAUAAUACUUCUCACUACAGAACGGUCCUAUUUUGUUAUUUUGAAUCGAAUAGGACAAGUGGAGUUAGUGAGCUCUAAAGUGAUAUUUAUUUUGACUUACUAAGUCCAAAGGUUCCCAUUCGUGAAGCUUAACAUCUCCUUUGAAUUCAAAAUACAUAGCUUUAAAAACUUUGGCUUUUUUUUCAGAAGUCAAAAAACUGAUUGAAGAUUUGAAUUUUUCUUUUUCUUUUACAGUGCCAGUUAUCCGUGAAAAAUGAAAGCUCGAAGCAAGAUUUUUCAUCUCCGCUCGAGCGUGAGUGAAAUCUUCUUGAAGAAGACAAAUAAAUCGAUGAUUUCAGCUUCGAUGUCCAGCGACGUCAUGGUUUCAGAUAAAAGCAGUGCAACUAAGAUUCUUGCUUAA
Molecule: messenger RNA, 925 nt
Organism: Caenorhabditis auriculariae
Lineage: Eukaryota; Metazoa; Nematoda; Chromadorea; Rhabditida; Rhabditidae
Source: the annotation of a GenBank genome assembly